AUGUGCCCUGCCUGCUUAUCAAAGCUAAAAACUUGUGAAAAGGGAGAAAGAUUGUUGGUAGCUCAGUGUGGUCACUUGUCAAAAGGACAAUUUAAGAACUCAGUCAAGUCCUUGAAGCAUGCACAGGAAGCAAGUGUGCCUAAGCCAAGUGAAUACACUUACAAAUCAGCCACUGAUCAAAGCACAAUGAAAGACAUAAGUGAGGAUCCUGGAUUCCAGCAGCAGCUGUCAUCUGUAAGACCAAGGAUAGUACCAGCCACUGACCCUUGGUUCUGGGCACCACUCAGUAAUCAGAACACUACUCAGAUCCUCUUUGACAGGGCAAUGGACAGUGAUGGGGGCCAUCAGAGUAUCCAUUAUCAUCCUUCCCCAAGAAACCCAGGUUAUUAUAUAGUUCCUGUGAUAAAUGAAAGGACCAAAGGUGGGCAAGACACUGGUGAUUCUGAAGUUAAAUCUGCUGUCUGGGACACACUUUAUGGAUCCUUGAGACCACCAAACCCAUUUAAACAAAGCAAGGAUGAUGAGGAUGCAAUAUCUGAAGCUCUUAGGGUAUCCAUGACACCCAUAGAAGAUGACACCUUCUCUGCUGCUGCUGGAUCAUCCAACAGGAGACAUGAUUCUCAGUUUAUUGUCCACAGAAUCCAUAACAUGGAAAGCAGAUUGCAGUCUGCAGCUUAUAAUGAAAAGUCUUUGGCCCAGCAACUCAGUAGGGACUCUACAGGAGAAGGUCCAGAUGCCCUACCAUAUUUGGAGAGUGCUGAAGAGGAAAUGGAUAGCUGGAAGGCCAUUUGGGACCAAGGCCCAAGUGCAUUUGAGUUGAAGGAAAGAAGAGAGGAGGCCAGGAGGAAUAUUGAAAAGCUUGAAAGGGAAUUUCAUCAUGUAACCAGCCGCAGUGCUCAAGCCAAGAUGCACUCACCAAAACACACUCAGCCUGAUUCUGACAAAAUACAAGAGGCAUUUGAUGCUGAAAUGCCUCCCAUAGAAACAGAUGAAUUCAUUCCUAGAAGCAGGAGGAGAGCUGGCAGAGACAUUCAACCAUUCACUGUCAACAUUGACUCUAUAACCCUUGAAGCCUUGGACCAAGAUGCCACCCCAAAGGAUGAUCUAGUUGAAGUCCAAGUGGCCCUUUUUUCAGACAAGCAGACAAACUCAUACAAUGGAUUCUUCAUUCCUGAACACAUGGCCAUGUCUCAGAAGGUUCUCCUCUUUGGACCCUCUCAUCAACAGUGCAUUCAAAAUACUGACAUAGAGCCAAAAGUACCUUACUUGUCCACAUGCCUGUCUUGUCCACAUGGAAGUGAUCACCAAGUCAUGCUUUUGUUGGCUGAAGAAGACCACAGUCCUUCCUGGGCCAAAGUCAAGGCUUCUGGCACUUAUUCUAGUGUCACAUGGCCUGUGGACUACAUAGUGGAAACUGCACAAGAAUUCCAGUCCCCAGAAGUGCAGGUUCCUGUCACAGUUACAGAUGUACCCCUGAGGAUCCUUGCUGGUGAUGAAAGGAACCGUUUUUGCAAUGAUUGUCAUAAUCCUGUGAACAUACCACUUGAACUCAGAAGUGGUAAUGUGAUUCACACCACAGAACCAUUCUGGCCACAGCAAGAAACCCCAGUAAGGUCAGACUCCUCAUACUACAUGCAUAACUAUGCUGAUCAGAUGAAUCCCAGGCAUGCAACUCCUGCAUACAUGCCUGAUCAUUUGCAAAACCAGCACAUUGUUGGAUAUCAGAAUCAAAAUCAAGUACCAGCUGCUGCUUACUUACCAAGAGAUGCCUCAGGCAAUGCCUGGGUUCAAGUCCUUCAGCGAAAAGAUGAAAUCCUGAAGCAAUAUCAGACUCACGCUCAUAGAGACAUGGUCUAUGAAAGGAAUGGAACUACCACUGAAUAUUCCAAUGCUUUCCAAACCUUGAACCAAUAUACAGCUCAGAAUACUGCUCCUCUGAAUGUUUCAACUGACAGAUCCCAGCUGAUGGAUGUGCCUAAACCUCAGGUUCAAGAAUCAGUUCAUGCUGUAGAUGACUCAAAAUCAGACCAUGAUGAAGUCAGCAGUGUGAGCAGUUCCAGAAAAGCCAAGGGGAACUUUCUGAAUGCCAUCAGAUCCAAGUUGAACAAAAUUGGUAUUGCCACUAAAGAAAACUCCAAAGGGAAAGUGUCUGGAAACUCAGAUUUCAUUGUGCCAAAAGAAGUUUCUUACACCCCUCAAAGCCAAGAAAUGGAUUACCAACUGUAUGAAGAACAAGGUCAAGUUAGAUCUCUUGAACUUGUCCAUCUCAACAAUUCUUUCAAUAACCAACCAGCAAAGCAUGAGUUUUCCUCAGCAGAGACCCAAAAGAUUGGACAAGCUGUGCACAGGUACAUUCCUGAAUAUCCAGGACUAUCUUUGCCUCCCAAUUGGGCCAAUGAACAGGCUGAAUUCUAUGCCUUGAGGAAACCCAAUCAGGCUAUUGUGGGAUUUGAUGAAAGUCACUUGGCACCCAAGCAUUUGCCAUUUUUGGGACCACAGCUGCUCAGACCACAAUUCACAAAUGUACCUGGAUUGACAUUCAGAGCUCCAGGACAGCAAGGAAUUCUUCCUUCUUUUCUGGUCUCCAAACUACAUCAUCAGGCCUUGAGGAACCACUUGCAUCAGUCAUCUUACUGCCAAAGUGAAGAAGUUGAGAGUGGAUCGUGGACAGUAACAGAGAGUGGUUCAGACAGAACCUCUGUCCAAGAAAGCUCAGAGCUUUCAGGAACUGACACUGGAUCAACAACAGGUUCAAUUUCAAGGUUAACUGGUGGACACAUCAUUGAUGCUCCAUUGAACUCAAGUAAAUUGGCUGCUUGA
Notodromas monacha is the source of this 2820-nucleotide messenger RNA. NCBI's taxonomy places the organism in Eukaryota, Metazoa, Arthropoda, Ostracoda, Podocopida, Cyprididae. The record is from the annotation of a GenBank genome assembly.